This is a messenger RNA of Physella acuta, 936 nucleotides long. RefSeq names its product sex-determining region Y protein-like. The record is from RefSeq and is a predicted model, not a curated record. Lineage: Eukaryota; Metazoa; Mollusca; Gastropoda; Physidae.
AUGACCACAGAUCCUAAGUUAAAUGAUCACAAAACCACAGAUCCUAAGUUAAAUGAUCACAAGACCUCAGAUCCUAAGUUCUGUGAUCACAAGACCACAGAUCCUAAGUUCUAUGAUCACAAGACCACAGAUCCUAAGUUCUAUGAUCACAAGACCACAGAUCCUAAGUUCUAUGAUCACAAGACCUCAGAUCCUAAGUUCUGUGAUCACAAGACCGCAGAUCCUAAGUUCUGUGAUCACAAGACCGCAGAUCCUAAGUUCUGUGAUCACAAGACCACAGAUCCUAAGUUCUAUGAUCACAAGACCGCAGAUCCUAAGUUCUGUGAUCACAAGACCACAGAUCCUAAGUUCUAUGAUCACAAGACCACAGAUCCUAAGUUCUAUGAUCACAAGACCUCAGAUCCUAAGUUCUGUGAUCACAAGACCGCAGAUCCUAAGUUCUGUGAUCACAAGACCGCAGAUCCUAAGUUCUGUGAUCACAAGACCACAGAUCCUAAGUUCUAUGAUCACAAGACCGCAGAUCCUAAGUUCUGUGAUCACAAGACCACAGAUCCUAAGUUCUAUGAUCACAAGACCGCAGAUCCUAAGUUCUGUGAUCACAAGACCACAGAUCCUAAGUUCUGUGAUCACAAGACCGCAGAUCCUAAGUUCUGUGAUCACAAGACCGCAGAUCCUAAGUUCUAUGAUCACAAGACCACAGAUCCUAAGUUCUGUGAUCACAAGACCACAGAUCCUAAGUUCUGUGAUCACAAUCGCACUUCACUCAAGUACCACCUUCACAAUCCCACACAUAAUCACAGACCCAGUACCAUAAUCACAUUACCACAUAGUACCAUUAUCACCACCACAGUACACCCACAGUAUCGUGAACACAAUCCCAGUGCCACAUCCCCAGUGACACCCACCCUAGUAUCACGAACACAAAGACACACAUGA